AUGCAGAGCCUCAUCAGCCGACGCAAACACUUUCCCCUCAACCAAAAUCAUCAGAGCAACCUCAUACAACCCGACACCCAUCGCCUCAAAGUUGCCAUCGAUUUUGGGACCACGACUUCCUCCAUUUGCUAUGACAAGGUUGCCAGUGUGGAACCAUUGCAAUCCCGCAAAGUAGCCCGGAAUGUGCUCUGCAAUCCAUAUGAACCGGCAGGCCACAGAGUGCCGUCGACCGCUGUUGUCCAUGAAGAUAUUGCCAGUGAUGGGCGCAAGAGAUUGGUGCUGAAGUUUGGGGAGGACCUCGAUGCUGGCCGUUCUCAUGGCGUCCUUGCUGAGAUCACGUUGAUGAAGAUGUCGCUCCUACCUCUCUAUCUUGAGAAGUCAUCGGAUCGGCUCACGGCGAACAUGCUCAAUUCUCUCAAGUCCCGCCACCAAGAUGCUCUACGCAAGAUUCAGUUCGAGGCCGUGACCAGUGAUAUGUAUACACAAGAUCCUCUCACGGGCCAGUUCAGACUCUGCGUUGUCAACUCAAUGGAGGACUUGAUCACCUUGUUCUUCGAGUUCCUUUGGCAUCUCACUAUGAGACACUGUGCCGCAGAGUAUGGCAUCGGAGUGGAGGACGUAACGAGUCUGUUUCACGAAAGUGUCGACGUCGCCAUUUCUGUUCCAUCAAUUGGAUCUGAUGAUUCUCCUAUGGGGAAUUACCAACAGUUGUUGAACAAGGCUGGAUAUCCCAAGAAUACCUGCAUCCUUUUCGAGGGAAAAUCGGCCGGAUUGUUUCAUCUCGUCACAGAACGUGGGGGCGAAAAUGACAGACUGGAUCAGGUGGAACGCCAACCCGCUUUCAUCAUUGUUGAUAUUGGCGGUGGAACAACUGAUAUCUGCUCCGUCCGCCCAUGCGAGAUCAACAACGAAACUGUUAUGCUUGGGUCCAGCCCCGGACUUAGCGUUGUUGAUGGAUCGCUCAAGCUCAAUGAAAUGUUCAAAGAGCAUUUGCGGCAGAAAUUUCCAGAAGGCUUGCUCCGAUAUAUGGCGGAAUUCCUUGGAACUGAGUCCGACCUGCUGGAUGCCUUUGCGGCAGGCUUCGAAUUCCAUAAGAGAGAUACCGGCACUGACAUGAACGACAUUGAGAUCCAGCUUUAUCGCGGCGCCCUCAAGCCAACGGAAGAGCUUUGUCGCGAUACCUUCGAACUCACUAGAGACGGUCUUGUUUUGCGAAAUUUCAUGUUGCGCAGACUGUUCGAUAUGUGGCUAGACAAUAUCUUUCACCUUGUGGACAAGGAGGUGCGGAACGCUCGGCUCUACAAUUCCGAAGUGCAAUCUGUCACAAUUUGUCUGGCUGGUUGGGGAAGUCGGCCCCCCUACGUCCUCGAGGCCUUCGGAAACCGUUACCGCCAACAAGGAACCAAGGUGGUGAUGGUUCAAGACCUUGACCAGAGUCCGGCGGUCGCCCAAGGCAAUUUCCUGUCUCUUGCAAGCCAAAUGGUUAUCCAGAAAAAGGUCGCCCGGGCGACAUUUGGCACUCGUCUUCACAUCUCGAGCAGCUUCCGCCACGUUGAUACCCAUGGUACACAGCGGGUGGUCCACCAGGGUACGGACUUGGAGGACCCCCGCCAGCAAUCGUCCCUGACAAGAACGGUCGUUACCGAGAACCCAGUUUUCCCGUUAACCUUAAAAUUUGACAUCAUGUCGGACACCGAAUUCCAAUGGGUUGAGAACGAGGGCACGGUCCAGAUUGAGUUCGAGAGUUUGGGAAGCUGCGGCUUCCGCCUCGAACAACGUGGCGAUGGCGUAACAGUCCUGAAGGUGCAAUAUUCUGUCCAUGUCUGUUAUCGAGGGAUGGUCAGCAUAAUGGUCCUGACUGUGCCUCACACGGGUGAUUUUGACAACACCGAAAGAAACAGAAACCUCGACAUGAUUGCAUCCCAACCAAUCAACAUUCAGAAGCAUGCAGCAAGAAUGGACAACAUCGAUGACCCUUAG
This is a messenger RNA of Fonsecaea pedrosoi CBS 271.37, 1980 nucleotides long. RefSeq lists its product as uncharacterized. NCBI's taxonomy places the organism in Eukaryota, Fungi, Ascomycota, Eurotiomycetes, Chaetothyriales, Herpotrichiellaceae. Bases 1 to 1980 code for a protein of 659 amino acids. The record is from RefSeq and is a predicted model, not a curated record. The transcript has a single exon.